CUUACCAUUAUACAACGGUCAUCCCGAGCGGUUUAUUCUGACAAAUGGUAAGCACCCAUUGUGUCUGAUAUGAAGCACUCCUGUGUUAACCUAGGCAGAUAAAGUCAGGAAUAGGGAAUGGAAGUGGACUCCACAUACAGCACUUACUACCCUGCGCUUAUUACAGAACAAUUUGUUUUUGUUGAAAUCUUAGUGAAAGUCCCAUCAAAAAUUCUUCUCUUGUAAUGAAUACAAUUGGCAGCAUUAAAUUUCGUGAAGAUCGCAGCACGUUACAACGAUAGUGCGCUAUAAACAUCUGGAAAAUCCUCCCCAUGCAGUUUUUUGGCGAAAUCGCAGCACAACUCUACUUUAAUGACUGCAUUUUUGAUUGAACAGCCAUCAUUUUUCAUUCAUGUUCCCUCGGCCAAGGUUAUACAUUCAGUAAUAUUCAUUUUGUUAAAGCUGGCCCCCGACGAUGGAUAAUUUCAAAUUUAAAUUUCGUUUUUACCUCCUUUCUCGUGUCUUUGUCGUGACUUCUUUGACACCAGGAUCAGUGCAACUUAAUUUAUUUUUCUGUUCUUUUAGAAAAACCGGAAAAAAUGUUAGAAUUGGAACUGUCAGUUGCAAUAAUUUUCUAGCAAAAUAGGCUUUUUCAGUCUGGAAAAAAAAAACAGUUCCGGCGAUAUAGAUGACUAAGGUUUGACCAUUCAAAUGGACACGGUUUUUGGAUCAAUCAAUUGCACGCUUAUCAAUCCGUGAUGUUUCUUUUUUGAAAACUAGCAAUAUAUCAUGACAAUCACGAUUAUAUUCGACAAAAGGAAAAUUAAUUCUGCCUCGUGCGAUUAACAAUGACUAACUGUAGAUUGGAAAUUUUUGAAUUAUCUUUUGAGACUCUAUGAGUCUAAACAAUAAAUAGUGUCUAUUUAAAUUUUGUUAUGGACUAAUGAAGGCGGUUAAUUGCACUGUCUGGGGGCUUAACAAGAAUUUUAAAACGGCAUUUAUAAUAAUUGAAAUAAUUCAUUAGCCAGCUCGGUAUAUCUUUGUAAGUUUGGCGUAAUGAGUGCAGUCCAUUAAUGAUUUAUCCAAACCUGAACGAGCUCAGCCGUUUAUCUUUAAACAUCUUCCGUUGGGAAUCAUUAAUAUGGAAACAUUUGUGCCUAUGGGUUUCAACUGGUUAUCAUUUGACGCGCAAGCAGAGAAUUUCUUUGUCUUUAAAUUAUCCGAGGUCGAUCUGUGAAAAAGGAAAAACACCAAACCGUUCUUUAUUGUUGGCCAUUGUGAAAGAAGUCUUGCUAUUUUGAGCUGCAAAUUCUUCAAUUACAAAUAACUAUCGAUCUUUCUUUCGCCAAUAUUGGGAGGAAGAGAUAAAAAAGAAAACCGGCGCUGAGUAAAUCCGAUAUGAAAAAGCACGGAAUCUAACUUCUUAACUCACACCAAACUGAUCGGCGACUUCGCCUCGAGUUAUGAAAUCCCCAACUAAAUUUGAAUGGUGUUUAACUUCCGAUUGCAAGUUCUAAUUAACUUUUAAGAGCAAUAAGAACCAUAUUACGGAUACAAUGAACUGUAAACGCACUUUCCUCGAGAGCGAAUGAUAUCUAGCACAUGGAGCUUAUUGUUUGUCGUGAUUCAAAGUAAUGGAUAAGCUUCUCGGGAAUUUUCUAUCCUGAUACACAAAACGAACAAACACGAAGCAAAAUUUCACGCAGUUUUUCUUCCGCAAAAGACUUUUAAAAAGCCAUAUCAAGUCAUCAAGGAAUUUUGAAACUCGUUGAAGAAUCGCGUGAGGUUAACAACUGUAUUUGCGUUCCGCCCUCCAAAUCUCUUCAAUCUCGCUUCACAGCUCAUCUGUAGUCCUAAAAUUACUCUUGCUUUUAGCGCGCACUGUAUCAAAAAACAGCGUUUAUCUCAUCUAUAAAGCGCAGCGAUAGCAGAGCACUUUGAACCUAAAACAUCGGCACUUUUGCCGUGUUUCCGACUUGAUGUCUUCCGCUCAUAAGGAGCUCGCGUGGACGUGUUUGUUAUCUACGAUUAUUGCCUGCAGCGUACGGAGCUUAGUUUAAAUGACUGCACAGAGAUUUGCGCCUUCAUUCCGGCAACAAGACGAGGAGAGGUUAAAAUCAGCGAUGGCCUGUCCACCGUAUCCAACCGAGGUGUCAUACGCGCCAUUUCAGCAAAUGGUUCGAGAAACACCGAUUACGAUGAUGCCUUCGCACCCAGCGUCUCUACCGCCUGUGUCUCACUGCAGCAAGAUGGACCCUCGAGCCAACAUUCAUGUCGCGUCUCCAUUUGUUCUCAACCCUAUAGGGAGUUUUGACAGCGACCCCGGCAUGGGAGCUUCGCAUGGCCUAGGUUUUGCCAUCGACACGUCCAAACUACGCGAAUUGGAAGAGUUUGCAACACAGUUCAAACUCCGACGCAUCAAGCUGGGUUUCACACAGACAAAUGUCGGCGCAGCGCUAGCCACAGUCCACGGCACGGAUUUUAGUCAAACCACCAUCUGCCGCUUCGAAAAUCUCCAAUUGAGCUUCAAGAACGCUUGCAAGCUGAAGCCGAUUCUGGCGCGCUGGCUCGAGGAGGCUGAAUGCACGGGAGGGGCGUGUGGAGACAAGUUUAACGCAGAACGCCGGAGAAAGAGACGGACGACAAUUGGGCUUACUGCUAAAGAGCACCUAGAGGAUCACUUCCUUAAGCAACCCAAGCCGUCUUCACAAGAAAUCAUUCGCAUAGCCGAAGGCUUACGCCUGGAUAGGGAGGUUGUUCGAGUUUGGUUCUGCAAUAGGAGACAGCGAGAGAAACGGGUAAAAACCUCUUUGAGUAUUCAUGGCUUUCUUGGUUGCAAGAACGAUUGAGUCAUGUACGGACACAAGUAAAGAACUUUCUUAAAAGCGGUCCAUUAGUAUAUAAACUCCGUAACCAAAUUCCUCGUUGGAAGAAGUUCUUCUUAGAUCGAUAAACACUGAGUUAAUAUUGGUUUUAAACCAUUGCAUUCUAUAACAAAAAUUAGCUUAGUUUAAGAGCGCGAAGUAAACUCUUGGCAAAAAUUUAACUUCUAAUUUCAAUUUCUUUGCAUAAUGGAGGCUAGAAGGUGUGUUUUGUAGACUCGAAAAAUUACUUUAUCAUUUAACUUGUUUAUAAAACCCAGUAUAAUAUUAAAAUGAAUCAAGUUGAAACAUUUCGCGUGUUGCUGGGAGGACUCCUAAGGCUUGUGAAAUUGCUUUUAAAAGUCAGUGUUUAUCUUUGUAUGUAUUCAGAGGUAAACUAAAUCGAACUGUAAUUCAAGGCUAAUUGCUGGUUAUAAAUAUGUAGCGUGUACAGAAAACGUUGCUGUUAAUAAACCCAGUUGAAACAUUAAGUUGACAGCGUCAAUGUUAGCCCAUUUUCUUAAGCGAAUAAAAUUUAUUCUUAGUUUGAAAAGACAGGUUUAAAUUUAGCUCUUUAUUUCAAUUUGUCUGCAGGCAUUCUUUAAAAUUAUAGACACUGCUAAGGCAUAUAUGAGCAGUUUCAACCGUCGAGGAAGAAAAUUCACGACUCUUGCUGUACGCUAGAAAUAGAAAUACGGAUUAGCAUCGACUGAUGACAUUUAUCUAAAAAUUUGUGAUCCGCUUUUCGCUUGGAAUAUGGUUUUAUACCCCCUAUAAAACAAAAAAGAUGCUUUUUGUGCUUUGCUAUAAAGUUGAAGUUCAAAUUCCCAAGUUAAUUCGUUUUUUAUCUCUCAAAACGAAAGAGCCAAAUUUCUUUGAUUAUCAGUGACUUCAUGAUCAGAUUUCCAUCUCUCGUUGUGAUACAUCUCCUACAGCAUCCGCAAACACUGAAAGAGGCCAUUAAACUGUCAGACUUGUAGUGUAAACAUUGAAUUGUGAAUUUUGUAAACACACAUUAAUUUGAAUUUAUUAGUUGAAGCAUGUGUAAAAGACAAUUUGAAGUCUUAUACCGGGUCAAAGCAAGAAUGUAAUGAAAUAUAACAGCUCUUUAAAUGAAUCUUAGAGAGUUUCUUACUUGAGUGUCGAAUGUAUAACUCGCAUUUGCUUUGGUUUCCCUGUUUUAGUCAGAGGUUGAAUGACAGCAUUCUGAACAUAUGCAAGUUCUCCGUUCGAGAGGCGGAGGAAAACCAUAUACUGCAGCACUUUAAUUUAAAAGCCCGCGUGAGAAAUUUGAAGAAUUCAACUUCGCGACCAUGUACUAAAGCAGGAAUACCAGAACAAACUAAAUAAAGCCUAGCAUAGCCGCCAUUCGUCAAAAACUUAUGUUUUAACACGGCUAAUACACUUAUCACCAGCCGACAACUACAAGUAAGUUAUGCUGAAAACACGUUAUUUGUAUUUUAAUUACUAGAGUUGAAAUCGCUCGUUCUAAUGUCAAACUUUUCACGCGUCAA
Molecule: messenger RNA, 4354 nt
Organism: Orbicella faveolata
Lineage: Eukaryota; Metazoa; Cnidaria; Anthozoa; Scleractinia; Merulinidae
Product: pituitary-specific positive transcription factor 1-like
Biological process (GO): regulation of transcription by RNA polymerase II
Molecular function (GO): DNA-binding transcription factor activity, RNA polymerase II-specific; RNA polymerase II cis-regulatory region sequence-specific DNA binding
Source: RefSeq, a predicted model, not a curated record